AUGAGAGGAAGAGGAGGCUUCAGAGGAGGCGAUAGAGGUGGAUUCAGAGGAGCACCACGCGGUGGAAGAGGCGGCUUCGGCGGCGGUGGUAGAGGUAGCAAAUCAUUAGUAGUUUAAUAAUUAAUUUUAGGAUUCGAUUUUGGUCCCCCAGAUUAUGUUGAGCAAGUAGCCGAGUUCUCUCAUGCAUGCGAAGGAAUGUUGAUUGCCUAUAACACUACUGAUAAUGUUCCUCUCUUGAUGAGAAACAUUUACUUGCAAAAUAAGAACAAAGUUGGAAAGGUCGACGAUGUAUUCGGUGCCAUUAGCAAGUCAGGUAUUGCAAUUAAACCAGACGAAGGAGUCAAGGCUGAGAGCUUCAAAGCAGGAGAUAAGUUGUUUGCUGAUCCUUAAUAAUGCAGAAACACUGGUUUCUUCUUACCAAGACCAGCAUAUCCAAGAGCAGCAAAGCCAAGAGAUCAGUAAGGUAAAAUGGCAGGAAAGCAAGGCUUUAAAGGAGGCUUUGGUGAUAGAGGUGGCUUCAGAGGAGGUGACAGAGGUGGCUUUAGAGGAGGCUUCAGAGGAGGCGACAGAGGUGGCUUCAGAGGAGGAGACAGAGGUGGCUUUAGAGGCGGUGACAGAGGAGGAUUCCGCGGUGGCAGUAGAGGAGGUUUCAGAGGAUCAAGAUGA
Molecule: messenger RNA, 666 nt
Organism: Stylonychia lemnae
Lineage: Eukaryota; Ciliophora; Spirotrichea; Sporadotrichida; Oxytrichidae
Source: the annotation of a GenBank genome assembly